Messenger RNA from Haemonchus placei, 504 nucleotides. The record is from the annotation of a GenBank genome assembly. NCBI's taxonomy places the organism in Eukaryota, Metazoa, Nematoda, Chromadorea, Rhabditida, Trichostrongylidae.
UUGGCCAACACGGCAAACCCGACUGAACGUAAAAUUGUACACGUCACACAUUCUACCUUCGCCCCUCUUGGACUUCUAGCACUUAUUCUUCUCCCACCGAAACCUCUCCUUCAGAAUCUAUGGAAACAAAAACAGAAUUGUGACGAGCUACCCUCAAGAAUACAGAAGUGUGGCGCAACGUAUGCGAAUACGCAAGUGGAUUCACGGUACACUUCCCGACCCACAGUCUUAGUUAUCUCCUCAAACAUACCAUCUGGAUCCUGCCCCUUCAUCACAAAAUUCUCAUCAUCGAAAGCUGUGCGACAGGAAGCUGCUCUCAUUCCUUUCAUCAUAGCGACCAAUGAAACAUAAUUCGGCAUGAACGAGAUGCACUUCUCUUUCAGAAUUGCAUCAACCAUUCUUCUUGAACAGGACUCAACACUCAUAAACGGGAACCACGUGCAUUUUGGUCUCAGUCCCACACGAAGCACCAUAGGUGUGCGUGAGAAGUACGGACAAAGCUGA